AUGAAGGUCUCAGCCAGGGCGAUCUUGCCGUUCGCGCCUUGGAUUGCGGCCAAGGCUGCCGUAAUCCGGAGCGCGCCCGACGGCACGCCGCUGUCCGAGUCGGCCCAGGCGGUGGUGCGCGCCGCCGGCCCCGGCGCGACUUGCGAGUGGUUCACGCAGCCCAUCGACCACAAGAACGCGAGCCAUAAGUCGUGGCAGCAGAUCUACUGCGUCGACCCUCAGUGGUGGACGCCGGGGGCUCCGGUCGUGCUCAUGACGCCCGGCGGCGAGCCCAUCACGUGGGCCGUCAACUCGGCGCGCGGAUUCUCGUAUUUGAAAAACACGACCCUGGCGGGCAGGUAUGCCCAGGAGCUCGGGGCCGCCGCUGUCGUGGUUGAGCAUCGCUACUUUGGCGGAUCCUCCCCAUACGAUGGCUUCGACGCCGAGACGCUCCAGUACCUCACCCUGGAGCAGGCGGCUGCGGAUCUAGUCAACUUUGCGCAGAACGUCACGUUUCCCUUUGACAAGGAGCAGACCAGCGUGGCCUCCAAGGUGCCCUGGGUGUACUGGGGGUCCUCGUACUCGGCAACUCUGGGGAGCUGGAUCGAACACCUGCACCCCGGCGUCUUUCACGCGUACCACCUCAGCAGCGCCACCGUCCAGGCCAACACGGAGAACUGGUACUACUACGACACCAUCCGCAAGGGCAUCGACGCCCUGCGCAACGACACGCGCUGCAGCGCCGCCCUGGAGGAGGUCGUCGGCUUUGUCGACCGCUUCCUGCUCGCGUCGCCCGUCAACGAGACACAGAUGGACGCGCUCAAGCAGUAUUUCGGGGCCGUCUUCCCCAUCGCCAACGACGACUUUGCCUAUGCCAUCGCCACGCCCUUUAGAUACUGGGAAGAACGCGGAGGCUAUCGGGCCGUGCUCGACAUGUGCGAUGGCAUCGUCGGCUCCGACGCGACCGAGGAACACGAGGUGCUGGGCACCAUCCCGUCCUCGGUCGGCAACUACGCCGCCUACUUUCAGAUGAACUUUCGCGACUCGACAUGCACGUACCUGGACGUCUGGGGCCAGAAGGACCCGCUGUGGUGCCUGGACACGCACGACCCGCUCAACCCCUUCAUCGAGGCGCGCACGCUGGGCAACCCGUGGCGGACGCGGAUGUGGUUCCCGUGCAACGAGCCGCUGGCGUCGUGGGCGACGGGCGCGCCCCGCGACCGGCCCUCGCUCGUCUCGCGCCGCCUCGACGCCGCCUACUGGCAGGCCCAGUGCGAGAUGCACUUCCCCGCCGUCGGCGACCACAGGUACGGCAGCGCCGACGGCCUCCGCACCCCCGACACGCUCAACGCGGUCACGGGCGGCUGGGCGCGGCGGUCUAAGAGGGUCAUCUGGACCGUCGGUCUCGAGUUCGACCCCUGGCGAGCCACCAGCAUGGCCAGCGAGCUCCGCCCCGGCGGCCCGCUCGAGUCGUCCGGCGACGUCUACGUCUUCGUCAUCAAGAACGCCGCGCACGCCGACGACGCGCUCACCGAGGCCGGCCUGGCCAACCUCAACCUGCCCGUCAACCCGGAGGUGGUCAAGGUACAGCAGCAGAGCGUCGGCAUCGUCAAGGAGUGGGUCGGCCAGUUCAGACCCGGAGGCGACGAGGAGGGCUCGGAUGAGUGA
Molecule: messenger RNA, 1647 nt
Organism: Thermothelomyces thermophilus ATCC 42464
Lineage: Eukaryota; Fungi; Ascomycota; Sordariomycetes; Sordariales; Chaetomiaceae
Exons: 8
Coding region: 1-1647 (548 amino acids)
Biological process (GO): proteolysis
Molecular function (GO): dipeptidyl-peptidase activity; serine-type exopeptidase activity
Source: RefSeq, a predicted model, not a curated record